AUGGUACGGGCCCUCAUAGUCUCCGUGUUGGUCGGCGUAAUGUGCCCGAUCCUUGGCGCAUACGUCAUUACCCGUGGGCGCGCAUUCAUGGGCGACGCCCUCGCGCACUCCGUCCUUCCCGGAAUGGUCGUCGCCUUCCUGCUUGGCAUCAGCCCAUUCUUCGCCGCCGUCCCCGCCGGUAUCGUCAUCGCCCUGCUCAUGGGCACGGUCAGCAGGCGCACCGGCAUCAGCGAAGACACAUCCAUCGGUAUCGUAUUCGCGGGCAUGUUCGCCCUCGGCCUCGUCAUGCUCUCCCGAGCCACCAGCGUCAAUGUCAACAUCGAAGACCUCCUGCUUGGGCAGGUGCUGGGCGUCACCCAAACCGAUGUUUACGUCUCCGUCGCACUAACCGCCCUCGUUCUGAUAGGCCUCUACGCCUUCCAUCGCCAGCUUGUCUACACCACCUUCGACGAGGUCGGUGCGUCAGUUGUCGGCAUCAAGACCAAUCUCAUCGAAUAUGUGCUUCUCGCCCUUCUCGCCCUCGUCAUAGUCAUCGGCAUACAGGCGGCAGGCAUCGUCCUAGUCAUGGCCAUGCUCGUCACACCCGCAGCGACUGGCUACCUCCUGGCAAGGCGCUUUGUAGGCGUCAUGAUCAUCGGCGCGCUCGUUGGAGCGGCCUCCGCGAUAGUCGGCCUCUACCUUUCGUUCCACGCCGACCUUCCGUCUGGUCCCUCGAUGGCGCUGCUCGCAACCCUGAUGUUCACUAUAGCCGCCGUAUUUAAGGGCACUUGGCCCCUGAAACGCGAAGGAUAA
Geodia barretti is the source of this 792-nucleotide messenger RNA. The record is from the annotation of a GenBank genome assembly. Lineage: Eukaryota; Metazoa; Porifera; Demospongiae; Tetractinellida; Geodiidae.